UUGUAUCAUCUUGAAAUGAGUUUUUUUGAAGUAUACAAUGAGAAAGUUCAUGAUUUGCUUGUCUUUAAAGCUGAAAGUGGACAGAAGAAACAACCACUUCGUGUAAGAGAACAUUCAGUGUUAGGACCAUAUGUGGAAGGUCUGACAGUGAAUGUUGUCAAUUCUUACUCUGAUAUCCAGAGUUGGCUUGAACUAGGAAAUAAGCAAAGAGCGACAGCUGCUACAGUAAUGAAUGACAAGAGCUCUAGAUCUCAUUCUGUUUUCACCCUUGUCAUGACACAAACCAAGGUAGAAUUUGUGAAUGAAGAACAAUGUGAUCGUAGGCUUACCAGUCACAUAAAUCUGAUUGAUCUAGCUGGCAGUGAAUGCUGCUCAACAGCUCAGACCACUGGAGAAAGGCUGAAGGAGGGUGCGAGUAUCAAUAAAUCACUGUUGACCCUUGGAAAGGUUAUUUCUGCACUCUCUAAACAAUCUCAAAAUGGAAAGAAAACUUUCAUUCCUUACCGGGAAUCUGUCCUUACUUGGUUGUUAAAGGAAAGUCUUGGUGGAAAUUCACAAACUGCUAUGAUUGCCACAGUAAGUCCAGCUGCCAGCAGUAUAGAGGAAACACUCAACACGCUUCGCUAUGCAAAGGAAGCUUGUUCAAUUAUCAAUGUUGCUAAAGUAAAUGAAGAUGUGAAUGCCAAGGUAAUCAGAGAAUUGAAAGCUGAAAUUGAAAAACUGAAGGCAGCUCAGAAAAGAGCUGUGAACACUGACCCUGAGAAGUACAGAUGUUAUUUGAAGGAAAUAACAUCUCUGAGAAUAAAAUUGCACCAGCAGGAGAAGGACAUGGCAGAAAUGCAAAGGGCCUGGAAAGAAAAAUUUGACCAUGCAGAAAAAAGGAAAUUAGAAGAUAUAAAAGAACUGCAGAAAGCAGGAAUUGCAUUCAAAAUGGACAAUCGACUACCAAAUCUUGUCAAUCUCAAUGAAGAUCCUCAGCUUUCUGAGGUGCUGUUGUAUAUGAUCAAAGAAGGAGAAACUACAGUUGGAAGGUGUACACCAAAUUCAAAACACGAUAUUCAGCUUUCUGGAGUGCUAAUUGCUGAUGACCAUUGUAUUAUAAAAAAUACUGUUGGCCAAGUGAGUAUUAUUCCACUGAGAGAAGCAAAGACAUAUGUAAAUGGGAAAUGCAUUUUAGACCCAACAGUUCUGCAUCAUGGUGAUCGUGUGAUCCUUGGGGGAGACCAUUAUUUCAGGUUUAAUCAUCCAGCAGAAGUUCAGAAAGUUAAAAGGCCAUCUUGUGGAACUAUGCUUUUGCAUGAGGGUCCAAAAGAUUUUGAGUUUGCAAAGAAUGAGCUGCUUAUUGCACAGAGAACACAGCUUGAAUCAGAAAUUGAAGAGGCACGUCUCAAAGCCAAGGAAGAAAUGAUGCAAAGUGUCCAAAUUGUGAAAGAGAUGGUGCAGCAAGAACUGACCUCGCAAAAAGAAGUUUAUGAAAGCAAAAUAAAAUCACUAGAAGCAGAGGUGAGAGAAGAAUCUCGUAAGAAACAAAUGCAAGAACUGAAUAACCAAGAAGCUGCAACUAAAAUACAGGAGCUAGAGAAGGCAAAGCAAAACCUGGAGCUAGAAUUACGCUUCAAUAAGAAGCGUUUAGAAAUGGAGACCUUGGCUACUAAGCAGGCUCUAGAAGAUCAUAAUGUUCGUCAUACAAAGAUACUUGAAGCUCUGGAAGCUGAGAAGCAGAAGAUUGCUGAAGAAAUACAUACCCUUCAGAAGAACCGUGGAAGUGGGAAUAAAAGUAUGAAUAUUCUACUUAACUGGAAUUCUCUGAAGCUAUCUAUGAUGAUCAAAGAGGCCAACACCAUUAGUAAUGAAGUAGGGCAAAACAUGGUUUUCUGCAGGCAUGACAAAGUUGAUGAUAAAACAGGAACAGUGUCUUCCGUUCAGGUGCAGGUUCGUAACAUCAAACUGGGAAUAGCAACUUUCUGGAGCCUAGAGAAAUUUGAAUGUAAACUGGCAGCAAUGAAAGAACUCUAUGAGAGUAAUGACAGCAGUAAAGCUGCUGAUGUAUUUUAUGACCCUGCUGAUGAGUGGGAACCUGACCUUUCAGAUGUCUCAGUUUCUUCUCUUUCCAGAAGAAGAAGUAGAAGUUUCAUGAAGAACAAGAGGAUUUCUGGAUGUUUGUCUGAAAUAAAAUUGCAACCAGUUCAGAAUGUACAGAGUUCCUUUAUAUCAGGUUCACAGAACAAGUCCAGCAUAUGCCCAGGAUUUUCUGAGUCAUCUCUUCUUGGAAUUUGCAAAGAAUCUAUAUGUUCAGCUUUAGAUUUAUUGGAAGAGAAUCAUGAAGGAGGAAAAAGCAUAGUAGAUAGUCUCCUAACUGAUUUGUUUAUCAUUUUCUCUGGGGUGUCUGCCAUUUCAAAAGCCUAUGAGCAGCAAGAUGAAGAAAGUCAAGGAAACUUUUUCUCUCUUGAUCAUACUGCUCAGUCCUACAGCAUCAAAAUCAUCUCUGCUUUUCAACGGCUUGUGGUUUUAACCAAGCUCUGGUUUAACACCAUCCAAGAGUGUCCUGGACCUAUAAAAAAUGAUCAAAAAGUAAAACAGGAAGUAAGAAACUUGGGAGGUUAUUUACAGUUACUAUUGCAGGGAUGUUCUUCAGAUAUAUCCUUGAUGGUAACAGAAGCAUGGAGCAAAGUAAAUCAAACAGUAAAACAAACAAUUAAAUAUGUAGGACACUUGGCAGUAGUCACAGGAACUGAUAUUUCAUUUUCUGAAGAAAACAAUGUUCCUUCAACCAGUCUGCAGGUAAAAAAGGACUUUAUACUUGCCAUUUAUGAUGGAGUAGGCUCAGGGCUGGAGUUUCUCAUUGAUAGAGUACAGGAAAAAGCAAGAAUGGUGCAAAAACAACUUGGGAAACUAUGUCCACAAAAUGAGAUUCAAAAUCGAAUCAAAGAUAAUGCUGUGGCAUUAGCCAUGUUCCUUGAAAAUAACAUCUCUUAUGGCAGAAAGAAAGAAAUAGAACCUCAAUUAUCACAAGAAUCUCUGUAUCAGGAAAUAAAGAGAAGUACUGACAUUGCUGCAAAAUAUUUGGAAUUGGAGCAGUGCCUAGCUGGAGUCUGCCAAAUUGUUUUUUCCAUGUUCCAAGGAUCAUACAGAAACACAAGUCCUCUCAGGAGCUUUGCAGAAAAGAUUUCUGUCGUAGCUGGGUAUUUUAACAACCAUUCCAAUAUAUUUGCCUUGUCUUCUACUUCUGCAAACAAUUCUAUCCAGAAAAUACCUAUGCCUUUUAUGAACUUGGAUGAAUUGGAGUCUCUUGUUGAUUCCCUCCUUAUGAAUUAUGAACUUGAACAAAGACAGCCAUUACUGAAAACUCAAAUUCUUUGUAAUGAAACUACUGAGACUCAAGGAGGACAGGUUGAAACAAGUGAAGAUGACUUUGCUUGGAAAACGAUGGGGAUUCCAAAACACACACACAAACUCCAGUCUUCACAUACCUUUCCUGCAGAGUUUCCACCUGCUAGGAUUCAGUGGGUAUAAAAUGCCAUUAUUGAGAAAUUCAGGGAAAGCCUUUCCCUUAACAGGAAGGGAAAGCAACACAUCACAAACCCCUGAAAUUUAUUGCUGAUAUUAUUAGUAAGGGUUAGGAAAGUAA
Molecule: messenger RNA, 3628 nt
Organism: Dryobates pubescens (Downy woodpecker)
Lineage: Eukaryota; Metazoa; Chordata; Aves; Piciformes; Picidae
Gene: KIF14
Product: kinesin family member 14
Exons: 26
Coding region: 16-3513 (1165 amino acids)
Biological process (GO): microtubule-based movement
Molecular function (GO): microtubule binding; microtubule motor activity; ATP binding
Source: RefSeq, a predicted model, not a curated record